AUUUUUCUCAAGUUUGAAAAGCCAUUCUGGAAUUUGCACGGUACAGAUUACUUUGACUCAUUUGAGUUGUUGUGGUUAGAUUCCCACUCUAUUUCUAUCAAAAGUGACAGGUGCCAGAAGAAAACCAGGUUUGGCAAGCCAUGGUGGUAUGGGAUUCAAUCUGUGGAGACUGUACUUGAUCAGCCAAACAUGUUAGAGUUUUGGCUCACUCUGGAUCAGGUUGAAAUCGUUGAGGCUCUGGAAGACAAUGAGGUGAUUGAUGUUUGUCAUGAACUCCUGCAACACUUCCUUAGAGAGUAUGGAAACAUUCCCAAACCUGUAGAAAUCUACAGAACGAAAUGGCUGUCAAAUCCCUUCAUUCGUGGUACGUACAGUUAUCCCACAUGCGAUAUUUGUGAGGAAGAUUUGUUGCAUCUGGGAAGGCCAUUACCAUCCCCUGAGGUAAUCGCAAGGUUUGCGUUCAAAGUUACUUGGAAGGCUUUUUCGUGCUGA
This is a messenger RNA of Candidula unifasciata, 492 nucleotides long. The record is from the annotation of a GenBank genome assembly. NCBI's taxonomy places the organism in Eukaryota, Metazoa, Mollusca, Gastropoda, Stylommatophora, Geomitridae.